This is a messenger RNA of Amborella trichopoda, 2195 nucleotides long. RefSeq names its product ATP-dependent protease La (LON) domain protein. Lineage: Eukaryota; Viridiplantae; Streptophyta; Magnoliopsida; Amborellales; Amborellaceae. The record is from RefSeq and is a predicted model, not a curated record. Gene Ontology annotation, biological process: protein ubiquitination. Gene Ontology annotation, cellular component: Cul4A-RING E3 ubiquitin ligase complex.
UGUUUCGCUUAAAUUGGGGACAAUUUUUUCUCUGCAGCUUCAUGGAGAUCAUCUUUUGCAAGGUUUCAUCUGGUUCGAAACCCUAGAUUUCAGAUCAUUUUCGAAGCUCCUUCUGAAAAUCAAUGGUGUUUUUCUGUUCUAUUUAGACGAACAAUGGAUGAUGAGAGGUUUUGGGAUAACGAGCGGCUUCAAAUUGAGCGUAUCAGAGAGCUGGAAACGGAGGAAUUAGAGGUUGAAGAGGUUGAUGAAGAUCUCGACCGUUCUUCUUCUGAUAAUUCAAGUAGGCGCGGAGAUGAUGGAGGGGCUGGCCAGUCUGGUGGCUUUACUUUUGACACAUGUUUGACUUCAUUACACACUUAUCUUGGUGAGGUUGAUGACACUCAUUUUAGGCUAGCUUUCUUGGAGGGUGGUGCUAUUUUGAAUCUUCCAAUGUUCUACCUUGAAGGAAUUGUUCUUUUUCCAGAAGCUACGCUGCCAUUAAGAGUCAUUCAACCCAGGUUUAAAGCAGCUGUGGAGAGAGCGUUGCAACAGACUGAUGCUCCUCUCACUAUAGGCGUGAUCCGUGUCGAGAGGCAUCCUUAUAAUGGAAGACUUUGUGUUGGUUCAAUUGGGACCACUGCUGAGAUUCGACAAUUCAAACGAUUAGAGGAUGGUUCAUUAAAUGUGGUUACUCGUGGCCAGCAGCGGUUUAAUCUGCGCCGUAGUUGGGUUGAUGUUGAGGGAGCGCCUUGUGCUGAAGUCCAGAUUGUCCAGGAAGAUACACCUCUGCGUACUCCUAGGGAUGCAUUUGGACAAUUGGCAUCGAUUAGUGAUUUCCAGAAUGGUGGAUCUGGUGCUUCUUGCCCUAAAAGGAAUGGAUAUGAACCUUCCCCUAAAAGGCAUGUAUAUGAACAUUCUCCUAAAAGGCGUGGCUAUGAAAGUGGGGAAAAUGAUUCGGGUUCUGCAUCAGAUACAAGCACAGGGAGUUAUCACUCCACAAGAGAUGGGAUAAAAAAUCAAUUGAAAUUUAAUUCCAACAAAUAUGGGAAAAUCGAGGAAGCCCAUAGUAGUGAUGAUGAGCCUUCCCCGUUGAGGUGGUGGCAUAGGAAAGCAAUAUCUUGUCCUGUAACUUCUGAAGGGUCUCAAGGAGAUCAAUUUAGUGGAGAAGUGAAUGAAAGUGACAGUUCUGAGCAGGAAAUAAUGGAGGAUACUGUAACAAGGAGCCAGUCUUUUGGUGAUGGAGGAUGGAUGUCUUUACAAAAAGCCCAUGCUACUGAUGGGUUGAAGCAAUUGAGUAGAGGUCAGAGAUCCUUUUGGCCUCUUUGGGUUUACCAGAUGUAUGACUCCUACUCUCUUGCUCGGAAGGCAGCAGAUAUGUGGAAGCAGAUCAUAGGGAAUCCAAGCCUGGAUGAUCUUGUUAGAAAGCCUGAUUUCUUGUCGUUUUACAUUGCUAGUAAGAUUCCUGUAUCAGAUUCUACGAGGCAAGAGCUUCUAGAGAUUGAUGGGAUUUCUUAUAGAUUGAGAAGAGAAAUACAGUUGCUCGAGCACUUUGAUCUCAUUCACUGUAAAACAUGCAAGAGUCUGAUUGCGAAGCGUAGCAACAUGUUAGUGAUGUCUCGUGAUGGACCUUUAAAUGCCUUUGUGAAUCCAUAUGGUUACGUGCAUGAAAUUAUGACCCUCAAUACCACAACCGGGCUAGCCCUGCAUGGAGGUCGAGUCACAACGCACAGCUGGUUUCCUGGAUAUGCAUGGACCAUUGCAAACUGCGGUGUUUGUGAAUCGAGCAUGGGGUGGCUUUUCACUGCAACCAACAAAAGGCUUAAGCCGAGUUCAUUCUGGGGUGUUCGGAGCUCCCAAGUUGCCGAUGACCUGCAAUAAAUAAUAUCCUCAACUUCCUCCACUCCCCAAUCGCCAAAAAAAUACCCGGUCGUUUUCCACAUUUUCUUGAUUCCCGAAAUGAUAGAUACACUUGCCUUUGAAUUUUGUUUUCAGUUAAUUUCGGCUUUUUGUUCUUUUGUUUUUCUUCCCACUUAGAAUACUCUAUUGAAAGGCCAGUUUUGUAUAGCCCUGCUCGUUUGGGAACGUUGAAUCUUUAGAACACCUGAAUGUAUUAAUUGUAUGUAAAAUAUAUAUGUCCUAGGUUUAUCUUAGGUCUUCAUUUGCUUGUUGAACCUUGAGAAAACUGGGAGACAAUAAUGCGCUUGCAAGUCAGAUCA